This is a messenger RNA of Echinops telfairi (small Madagascar hedgehog), 2469 nucleotides long. It is a transcript of the gene NUDCD1, whose product is annotated as NudC domain containing 1. Bases 84 to 2132 code for a protein of 682 amino acids. The record is from RefSeq and is a predicted model, not a curated record. The transcript has 11 exons. Lineage: Eukaryota; Metazoa; Chordata; Mammalia; Afrosoricida; Tenrecidae.
GUCCCAGCCUUGGCCGGAGGAGGGUGGCGCGGACCUUUCUACAACAGCUUUCUUAAUUCCUAACGCUACCAAUUUAUUAGGCGAUGGAAGUAGCGGCGAACUGCUCCCUGCGGGUGAAGAGACCUUUGUUGGACCCCCGUUUCGAGGGUUACAAGCUCUCCCUCGAGCCGUUGCCCUGUUAUCAACUGGAGCUUGACGCAGUCCGAGCUAGGCAGUCAGUGCGGCCUUGGCCUUUAGGAGGACCCGUCUGGCGGGGGUGGAUCCAGGGUGCCGGCACCCCCCACCCCCGGGUCCCGCAGACAGCCGCUUUCCCGUGGCCCGUCUGUUCCGGAACUCUGGGCCCGAGCCGGUGUCUGUGGCUCCGGUUCCGCCGCCCAGCACUUGCUGGCGCCGUGGACUUGGGCUGCCCGGUAGCCCCGGCCCCGCCCUUGUUGCGGGCCGAGCUCAGGGCAGUGCAUCUUCCUGCAGCAUCCUCUGUAAAAGUUUCCGCGCCCACAGAUACCUGUCUAAGCAGCUCCAGGAGCCCGGGCUGCUCCGUGGUUAAGCAGUUUCCCCGACAGAGAGUUGGCCAUGUGCGGCCGUCAGCUGCUCUUCAGGAGCACAGUCCUGGCGCUCUGCUCAUGGACAUCCCACCUCGGGAACCUGUGGGACAGGACACUGCUUUAGGAAAACCACGGGAGGUGUUCCGACUCCCUUCAGAUUUGACUGUGUAUGACAAUCGCCUUUGUGCAUCUCUCCAUUUCACGUCUUCCACCUGGGCUACCUUAUCCGAUGGAACUGGAAGACUCUAUCUCGUUUCAACUGGUGAACGUGGAAAUAAUGCUUCUGAAAAGUGGGAGAUUAUGUUUAAUGAAGAACUUGGAAGUCCGUUUAUCAUAAUUCACAGUAUUUCAUUGCUAAAAGAUGAAGAACAUUCAGUUGCUACUCUACUUCUGCGAAUAGAAAAGGAGGAGCUGGAUAUGAAAGGGAGUGGCUUCUAUGUUUCUUUAGAAUGGGUCACUGUCAGUAAGAAAAAUGAAGAUAAUAUAAAUUAUGAAAUAAGUAAACGAGACAUUCUCCGUGGAAAGUCGGUGCCACAUUAUGCUGCUUUUGAACCGGAUGGCAGUGGGCUAAUGGUGGUUUCCUACACGUCGUUCCAUUUCAUUAGCAUUGGUCAGGGUGGCGAAGAAACCGAGGGUGAAAACAAGCCGGAGCAAAUCAAAGAACCGCUGUAUUACUGGCAACAGACUGAAGAGGAUCUGACAGUAACAAUUCGGCUUCCAGAAGACACUGCUAAGGAGGACAUUCAAGUGCAGUUUUUGCCAGAUCACCUCACCAUUGUGUUGAACCGGCAGCUGUUUUUGGAAGGAAAGCUCUAUUCAUCUAUUGAUCAUGAAAGUAGCACCUGGAUAAUAAAAGAAAAUAAUAGCUUGGAUAUUUCCUUGAUGAAGAAGAGUGAAGGCUUGACAUGGCCAGAGCUAAUUGUUGGAGAUAAACAAGGGGAAUUUUUAAGGGACUCAGCCCAAUGUGCGGCCAUAGCUGACCGCUUGAUGCAUCUGACCUCCGAAGAAUUGAAUCCAAAUCCAGACAAAGAAAAGCCUCCCUGUAAUGCGCAGGAGUUGGAAGAAUGUGACGUUUUCUUUGAGGAGAGCUCCAGUUUAUGCAGAUUUGAUGGCAGUACAUUAAAAACUACUCAUGUGGUGAAUCUUGGAAGCAAUCAAUACCUUUUCUCUGUCACAGUGGACCCUAAAGAAAUGCCCUGCUUCUGUUUGCGCCAUGAUGUCGAUGCCCUUCUCUGGCAACCACACUGUAGCAAACAAGACGAGAUGUGGGAACACAUUGCAACUUUCAAUGCUUUAGGCUACGUCCAGGCAUCAAAGAGAGACAAAAAGUUUUUUGCCUGUGCUCCAAACCACUCCUAUGCAGCUCUUUGCGAGUGUCUCCGCCGAGUGUUCAUCUACCGCCAGCCCACGCCCAUGUCCACUGUACUUUACAACAGAAAGGAAGGCAGGAAAGUAGGGCAGGUUGCUAAGCAGCAAGUAGCAAGCCUAGAAACCAAUGACCCUAUUUUAGGCUUUCAAGCAACAAAUGAGAGAUUAUUUGUUCUCACUACCAAAAACCUCUUUGUAAUAAAGAUAAAUACAGAGAAUUAAUAACUUCAGCAUGCUGGCUUCUCUGUACCAAAAACGUUGUCAGUGGUAGCUAGAAGGCUGGUGGUUACACUGCAAACUUUUAAGCUUUGAUGUCUUCAAUGAAAACUUCCUGUAUUUUUUGUUUGUUUGUUUUUAAGACAUUAAAAAUCUAUUCAAGACAUUAUAAUUCUGUAAAAUUAGUAGUAGGCUAUGAAAUGAAGGUGCAGAUUUAGAAAAAAUUGGCUUCUGUAAAAAAUGUAAAAACAAUAUUAAGUGUAAUUUUUUAAAAACAGAAGCUAAAUCUUUUUAUAUGGAAAAUAUAUCAUUCAUUGCCUAAAAAAUAAAAAUAUUUAUUGUG